Sus scrofa (pig) is the source of this 3010-nucleotide messenger RNA. The record is from RefSeq and is a predicted model, not a curated record. NCBI's taxonomy places the organism in Eukaryota, Metazoa, Chordata, Mammalia, Artiodactyla, Suidae.
GUUCGGCCGGGAGGGUGAUUCACGCGGGCGGUGGCCAGGUUGGGGCGGGCCGGUGCGGGAGCGGCUGCAGGUCGCCGCCAGGAGGCCCUCUACCCUUCGCCUUCGGUUGGCAGUCCCUGUGGGCUCUGAGGGGGCUGAGCCCUGGCCCGGGAGACGGGGAGUGGUGGGAUUCGAACCUGCGCCCAGCCACCCUCCCGCCUCGGGCCUGGGAGAGACCGGAGAAAUCUGAGCCUCAGGCUGCUGUUGAACUGGAGGCCUCGCGGUGGCGCGCACCAAACCUGUCCAGCGAGUUUGCAAGCCAGGCGUGGGGGGAGGGGGCCGCCCGAGGCCCCCUCUCCCGCCACUCCUCCAGGGUCCCAGGAACAAAGGCUGAGUGUUUGCUCUGGGGCUGUGUGGACAAUGGCCCAGGAAUUCUACCCCUGGCGCAGGGAGGGGCCCCUCCGGCCUAAAUUGCCCUCCCCCCAGUCUGGUUCCUGCCCUCGGCUAGGAACCGAGGGGUCGGUCCUGACUGAUUGCUGAGGCCAGGCUCUCCUCCCACGUCCCAGAAGAGACCCCUUUUGGAGUGGACCAGGUGCCAGUAGGAAGUCCCCAGGGGGCGUCUGCAAACUCUGGGCAUCAUUUUCUGAGAACUUGUAUUACUUAUUUGAACAUUCGUGUGGCACUUAACUGUAUGCCAGGCACUAAGAGACAUGCAAAUUAAAACUUUUCCUCCAAACAGCCUGUGAAGGAGGUGCUGUUAUGACUCCCAGUUUUCUCCCAGAGAUGUUCAGCCACCUGCUGGGGAUCACACAGCAAUGGGGAGGGCAGGUGUGGAGAUUAGGCUGUGUGCCACUGCUGUGCGCCAAGUGCUGGGGGCCCAGGCAGACCCGGCUCCCAUUCUGGAAGCCUCAGUACAUGAACAGUGCACUUUUAAAUGGUGGCAGGGGCCCUGAGAAAAAUCCUGGGGGGUGAUGCAAGGGUGGGAGGCUCUGGUGGUGUCUGCCAUGGGGACGUAGGGACAGAUUCUCGUGCUCUGAGCUCUGCUGCCUGAGUCCCAGGAGAGCCCAGCUCCCAGUCCGAUUGGGGGUGUCUGAAUCUCUAGAAGAAAGGGCUGGGGACAGGAGUUAGGAGGGUGACAGGCACCCUGUAUAAGCCCCUGCCCUGGUCAGGCUGUGGGUAGAGGGCUCAACUUACUUUCUCAGCAUCUUCUAGCCCUGCCCCUCCCCCUCCUGGGCCUCUCUGCCUUCCCCUUGCCCUCAUUCACAGCAGUCAGAGAGAUCCUAUGAGAACAUGCUCCCUCCCUCUGCUCCAGUCCACCUGAGCCCCCACCUCACUCAUGGCUCCCAACCUCCUCCCCACCCCUGCCGCAGGGCCCUUCUCCCCAGAGCUCCAAGCCCUCCAGGCCCACCUCCAGGCCUUUGCACUGGCCAUCCCUCUGCCUUGUGCUUGUCCCCAGAUCUGCCCGGAACUUCCCCCUUUAAGCCACAUUCUCUGUGGGGCCUGCCUGACACCCUCUUGAGCCAGCUCCGGGAUUCCGGUCAUCUGAACGUGUUAUUUUUAUUCCCAGCUCCUCUCAGCUCCACCAGGCAGACCCUCUGUUUUCUCUGCUGAGUCUUUCCCAUGAGUGGUGCUGGGGGGCGGGGGGGGGGGGUCCUUGAAUUUGGCCUUUGGGAGCUGGAGUUGGCCCUGCCCUCCUCCUGCUCUGGUAUUCAGGCCCCAGCAGAGCCACACCCUUUUACACGUAUGACAUGCCCUGCCUGGGACAAAGGGCACCCUGCCUGGCUUGGUCUCUUGCACCCUGGGGAGCAGGACUCCUGUGCUGUGGCUGUGCCUAUGGCUCCUGAAUGGACCUUCGGACUGAGCUUCCAGGGCCUGGCUGGCCCAAGGACAGUGGGUGCAUGCAGGCCUCACCCUGCCUCCCUGCCUUUCACCAUCCUGACAUUUGUGAACGCUCCAUACAAGCGAGGCUUCUACUGCGGAGAUGACUCCAUCCGGUACCCCUACCGUCCAGACACCAUCACCCAUGGGCUCAUGGCUGGGGUCAUCAUCACAGCCACCGUCAUCCUGGUGUCGGCCGGGGAGGCCUACCUGGUGUACACAGACCGCCUCUACUCCCGCUCUGACUUCAACAACUACCUGGCCGCCCUUUACAAGGUGUUGGGGACAUUCCUGUUUGGGGCUGCAGUGAGCCAGUCGCUGACAGACCUGGCUAAGUACAUGACUGGCCGGCUGCGGCCCAACUUCCUGGCGGUGUGUGACCCCGACUGGAGCCGUGUCAACUGCUCGGUGUAUGUGCAGGUGGAUGUGUGCAGGGGAAGCCCUGCUAAUGUCACCGAGUCCAGGCUGUCUUUCUACUCUGGACAUUCCUCCUUUGGGAUGUACUGCAUGGUGUUCUUGGCGCUCUACGUGCAGGCCCGGCUCUGCUGGAAGUGGGCACGGCUGCUGAGGCCCACCGUGCAGUUCUUCCUGGUGGCCUUUGCCCUCUACGUGGGCUACACCCGCGUGUCUGACCACAAGCACCACUGGAGUGAUGUUCUUGUCGGCCUCUUGCAGGGAGCGCUGGUGGCCAGCCUCACUGUCCGGUACAUCUCCGACUUCUUCAAAGUCCGGCCCCCGCAGCACAGCCCAGAGGAGGAGGAGCUGGAGCGGAAGCCUAGUCUGUCACUGACACUGACCCUGGGCGAGGCCGACCACAACCACUAUGGGUACCCGGUCUCCUCCUCCUGAGACCCGGAGCUGCUUCCAGCUGGGUUCCGUGGUCCUGGCAGGUCCCUCACCUGGGAUGGUGGUGAGGGCUCUGGAUGCCCCUGCUGGAUCCUGGAGCAAGUUCCACUGACACACCUCAUGUGUACUGGACCAGGGGUCUGGGGGUGCCUGGGGCAGCCCUAGCGUUUGGAGGGGGACCCUUCCUCAGGACCCCUUUUGUUGGGUUUGGGAAGGGACCAAGUAAUCCUGAUGGAUGCUGUUUUUGUAAAAUGUAAUGUAUAUGCAGAUUUUUAGUAAAAUAGGGCAUUUGCUUGACAAAUGUGAA